AUGCCAUACGUUGCUCCAGAGGUUCUACAAGGAAAACCUUUCUCACAAGCUGCUGAUAUUUAUAGUCUUGGCAUUAUUAUGACAGAGAUCGCGACUGGAAAAAGAGCAUUUGAUGGUAUACCUUUUGAUCUUAAACUUUCAGUAAAAAUUUGUCGAGGCGAAAGGCCAGAAUUUAAUGAAGGAAUUCCAGAAUGUUACAUUACAUUGGCUAAACGAUGCAUGGAUCCAGAUCCGAAAAAACGACCAAUAGCUACCAUCAUUGAUUCAAAAAUUGAUGUGGCCGAACUUAUUACUAAUUUGCCAGAAACCGAUCUUUAUAUAGAGUAUGCAAAUUCUACUGUAAACUCCACCUCGGACGGCGAAGGUGAUAUAACAAUAUCACUUGCAAAAUUAUCAUUUAGUAUUGAUAAUUUAAAUAAACAAUUACAUGACCAGGAUUUAAUUUUGCAAGCCGCUGGAAUAAGAGAUCUAGAGAUUGUAUUAAAUUCUGUUAAAGAAGGAAUUAAAUCUCUUAAUAUAUCUUUAGAUAGGUUACAAAUUGCUUCAGAUUUAUUACGAAAGGUUGUUCGAUUCUUUUAUCUAGUAAAAUGCUUAGAAAAUCAUUUAGUAGACAUUGGUAAAGAAUGUGAUAAAGGCAACGAGUGUAUUAAAGCUGCUUCAAGUAUUAGUGAAUUGGGUAAGCAGCUUUAUAUGGCUCUUUUAAAAGAUGUUGAUUUUGAGGGAAUUGAUCUUGUCCAAACUCAACUGCCCAAAGUUCGACAAUCAAAGAUAAAGAUUUCGGACGAAGCAUUUCGUUUGUUAAGUGAAGGAAUAGACAAUAAGAAAGAAGCUGACAUUACUCUUGGCCUUCAAAUAUUUUAUGAACUUAAUGAGAUGGGUGAGAGGGUAUCAAAAUAUGUGGAUGAUAUAUUUGCAAAAUUAUUGGAUCAAAUGAGAAAUGCUAUUGAUUCUGCUUCACUUCAAAAAGAGAUUAAAGGUUAA
Molecule: messenger RNA, 981 nt
Organism: Racocetra fulgida
Lineage: Eukaryota; Fungi; Glomeromycota; Glomeromycetes; Diversisporales; Gigasporaceae
Source: the annotation of a GenBank genome assembly